AGGAAGGAAGCCUUUAUUAUAAGAGGGGGGGGGAGGGGAGGGCCUCACAACUUGAACCCCCCACUUAUGAUUUUGCCUGACCAAAAAUGCAAAAGGGGAUGAGAGAAAAUCUAAGAAGAUUUGGAAGGGUAGGAAGAGUGGUGUUGGGUGCAUAUAUACAUAUAUAAUAGAAAAGUUGAGAACCCAGAUGCAGGAAAGGGAGCCCCCAUCAUUCCAUCUCCCUUUAAAAGUCCAAAACCCCACAAAUUUCAAUGGGAUAGAGGGCAAGGAAAGGAGCCAAAGUCAGUUGCUCGAGGAAGAAAAUUAGGGAAGAAGAAGCCAAACAUACACUCAUUUCCAAAUACAUGAAGUAGAACCAACCAAGCAUUUGGAUCAUCUCACAUAAAUAUAUGUGUGCGCGAGCGUGUAUAAAGGGGGUGUAGGAGAAAGGAAACAUGGAGGAAAAAGAGGAAGAAAUUGCAAGGGGACUCAUGAAAAUUCCAUGAACGUUUUUGGUUUGCCUGGUUUUGCUCUCUCUCUCUCUCUCCUCGCUUCUCUUUUUGUGGGUUUUUCUUUCUUUCUUUCUUGCUCGCUUGCUUUCGUUUUCUUUUCUCUCUGUCUUCCUUUCUGCCCAUUAAACUAUGAAAAUGGCAGAUUACCAAUCAUCCUUUCCCCUCUAUAGGAAACAUCCAUCAUUGCCCCCAACAAUCCCUUUCAAGUUUAGAAACCUGAGCUUCUAACAUAUUAUUAUUCCCCUUCUCCUUCUUCUCGUUCCCAAUUUAAAAUCUUCUCCGUUUAUAUAUAGCCUCCUCGUUCCAUUCCUCUGUCUCUCUGUUUCUUUUUUUGUUUCUUUCUGAUGAUGAUGGAUCCUUCCUCCGCCAACUCCGUCAAUGGCUUCUACUCCUUCCUGACCAGAGGAAUCGACGAUCUCGAAAGGGUUUUCCUCUCCAACAAUUUCAUGUCAAUUCAAUUCCUCCAGAGAGUCCUCUCUCUCCUCCGAUCGUUCCACACCCAGUCCACUCUUCUCGUGCAGAAGCUUCACUUGCCCGUCGGCGAGAAAUGGCUCGACGAAUACAUGGACGAAAGCACCAAGCUCUGGGAAGCCUGCCAUGUCCUCAAGUCCGGCGUCUCCGGGAUGGAGAAUUACUACUCCGCCGGCUUCAACAUGACUUCCUUGCUUGACUCUCAUACCCAACUCACCACACAACUCUCUCGUCAGGUGAUUCGGGCGAUAACCGGCUGCCGGAGAGAGGCGGUGGGACUGGAGGAAGAAAACAGGGUGUUGAUGGAGACGAGGAUAGAGCCGCUUUCCCUGAGAUUCGACGAGAAGGUGUCGAUCGAGUCAAAGCUCAACGGCUUCAAUGGCUUCCGGGGAGUUCUCUACGCCAUGAGAAACGUGAGCUCGGUGCUGCUCAUGAUCUUGCUCUACGGACUGGUCUACUGUUGGCCGGAGCGGAAUUUUCUCCAGGGAGGAUACGAGGGGCGGUUGAUUUUCGGGUCGGGGUUCAUGAUCUCGGCGGCGAGGCUGCAGCGGCGGGUGGCGGCGGAGAUCGGCCAGAUGGGCGGCGGAGACCGGCCGGGGAUUCUGCUCUACGAGCUGAGGCGAUCGAGGGCGGCAAUGGAGGAGCUGAGGGCGGAAUUAGAGCGACGGAACUCGGCGGGAGCGGCGGCGGAAGAGGGGAUUAGGGAGAGGGCGGAGAAUUUGAAGGGAAGCUUUGGGGCGUUGAGAUCUGGGGCUGAGAACAUCGUUCUGCAGCUGGAUGAUUUCUUCGAUGAAAUUGUUGAAGGCAGGAAGAAGCUUCUAGACUUUUGCAGUCACAGGUAAAAAAAAAGAAAAAAAAAAAAAAGAAAA
This is a messenger RNA of Diospyros lotus (date-plum), 1831 nucleotides long. RefSeq lists its product as uncharacterized. The transcript is spliced from 2 exons. The coding region runs from base 836 to 1804 and encodes 322 amino acids. The record is from RefSeq and is a predicted model, not a curated record. Lineage: Eukaryota; Viridiplantae; Streptophyta; Magnoliopsida; Ericales; Ebenaceae.